This is a messenger RNA of Erpetoichthys calabaricus (reedfish), 4717 nucleotides long. Its product is annotated as potassium voltage-gated channel subfamily A member 3-like. The transcript has 3 exons. Gene Ontology annotation, cellular component: membrane; voltage-gated potassium channel complex. The coding region runs from base 330 to 1904 and encodes 524 amino acids. Lineage: Eukaryota; Metazoa; Chordata; Cladistia; Polypteriformes; Polypteridae. The record is from RefSeq and is a predicted model, not a curated record. Gene Ontology annotation, molecular function: delayed rectifier potassium channel activity; protein binding. Gene Ontology annotation, biological process: potassium ion transmembrane transport; protein homooligomerization.
UCACAGUGGGCAAGAGCCAGAAGGGACUCCGAGAAGAAUGCGCGUCUCGGGGCUUUCGGUUUGGGAUUUGAUUGGGGAGAAGAAGCGUUGCGCACGGCUUUCCGGCACAGUGGGGCGGAUGAAAAGGUUGUUUAUGAAACUCCGGUGUGCGCGCUGUGGGGCGGGAAUUCGAGAUUGAAAAGUGAAGACAAAGAGAGAGAGAGAGGGAGAGAAGGAGAGAGAGAGGGAGGGAGGACACGCACAAGGAGCGGCGGUGCGCCGGCGAGCAGCUCAGCGGAGCUCGUAGGAGGAGGCGCGGCUUCCCCUGCACCUCCAAACCCAGCACAUGUAUGGACGACCACCUCAGCCUCCUUCACUCGCCUCCGCCGUCUUACACGAAGCAGAGGAAAAGCACCAACAUCGUGAACCCGGGCUAUACGGAGACUGAGCACGACAUCAUGACAGUGGUCGCCUGUGACAACAUUCUGGAGGAGACGGCGGCGCUGCCCGGGCAUCACUCUUUGGAUCGCUACGAGCCCGACCAUGAGUGCUGCGAGCGGGUGGUCAUUAACAUCUCCGGACUGCGCUUUGAAACUCAGCUCAAGACUUUAGCUCAGUUCCCAGAGACGUUGUUGGGUGACCCUAAAAAGAGGAUGCGCUACUUUGACCCCCUGCGUAACGAGUACUUUUUUGACAGAAACAGACCCAGCUUUGAUGCCAUCCUUUAUUACUAUCAGUCCGGGGGGCGCAUCAGGAGACCCGUUAACGUCCCCAUUGACAUCUUCUCCGAAGAAAUCCGAUUUUAUGAACUUGGAGAGGAAGCCAUGGAGAAAUUCCGGGAAGACGAAGGCUUUAUCAAAGAAGAGGAGCGUCCUUUGCCCACUAAUGAGUUUCAGAGACAAGUGUGGCUACUGUUUGAGUAUCCCGAGAGCUCCGGGCCAGCUCGGGGCAUCGCAAUUGUCUCCGUUUUGGUCAUUCUAAUCUCCAUUGUUAUAUUUUGCCUGGAAACCUUGCCCGAGUUUAGGGACGAUAAGGAGUACCCCAGCCCCAUAGCACCUGUUAUAAACGGAACAAAUCCUUACCUGUCCAACAGUUUUACAGAUCCUUUUUUCGUGGUAGAGACGCUUUGCAUCAUCUGGUUUUCUUUCGAACUGCUCGUGAGAUUCUUCGCUUGCCCUAGCAAAGCCACGUUUUCCAAAAAUAUCAUGAACAUCAUAGACAUUGUGGCCAUCAUUCCAUACUUCAUUACCCUAGGGACUGAGCUGGCCGAAAGGCAGGGCAACGGUCAGCAGGCCAUGUCUUUGGCAAUUCUGCGAGUCAUCAGGCUGGUGAGAGUUUUCCGGAUCUUUAAACUCUCCCGGCACUCGAAAGGGCUCCAGAUUUUGGGACAGACUCUGAAAGCCAGCAUGAGGGAACUGGGGUUGUUGAUUUUCUUCCUUUUUAUUGGGGUCAUCCUUUUCUCUAGCGCCGUCUAUUUUGCCGAAGCCGACGACCCCACCUCUGGCUUUAACAGCAUCCCCGAUGCCUUCUGGUGGGCAGUGGUCACCAUGACGACGGUUGGCUAUGGAGACAUGCACCCCGUCACGAUAGGUGGCAAAAUUGUCGGGUCACUGUGUGCAAUCGCUGGUGUGCUCACCAUCGCCCUUCCAGUGCCUGUCAUUGUAUCCAAUUUUAACUACUUUUACCACCGGGAGACGGAGGGAGAGGAGCAGGCGCAGUACCUGCACGUCGGCAGCUGCCAGCACCUGUCGUCCACCGAAGAGCUGAAGAAAGCGCGCAGCUCGUCCUCUUUGAGCAAAUCCGAGUACAUGGUGGUGGAGGAAGGCAUCAACAGUGCUUUCAAGUCGUCCAACUUUAAAAACAGCAACUGCACACCAAACAGUCAAAACUAUGUGAACAUCAAAAAGAUAUUCACUGACGUUUAAAAGGGGCAAAUGGCAGUGUUCAUCACACUCUAAGCCACUACUAAUAAUCGUGACGUGUCAGUGCAAUUAUGUUGUGUGGAGGCGACGCCAUACCGUACCGUAGGUAAAACUAAGUGUGUCCUGUCCCAGUGAGUUCAACUCCAUUCGCUGUAGAGCCAAACAUUUUACGGUUGUUUUGCUACUUCGUUAACGAGAUCCAUGUUCUGCCUUCUUAUCCUGAAAAGCGGCACAAAUCACAGUAGGCUACUAAUAAGGCCGGCUGGGUGACAUUUAUAUAUACCAAUUUCUAUAUACUUACAGAUAUGUACAUGGAUAGAUUUAUAUUUUUUUGUAUUCCCGUUUUUUCUUUCUUUUUGCCAAGUCGAUUUAGGUGAUUGUAUUCUUUUAGUGAUAAUUCUCAACGUAAAGUGGGCAUUUAUUUAUCGAGUCUGUAUUUCAAGUGAAAGGCGUCAAUGCAACAGUUUAGAAAGCAAAAGAAAAACGCGACAUAUAAGAUAGGCUGCCAGCGUAUUUCACCUCCACUCACUGACAUUUGUUCAUGAAGGGUACAAGUCUGUCCAAUCCUUAUCGCGUUGUGCGCACAACUGGAAAAUUACGUGUAUGUGGUAAUAAAACUUACAGUCUAAUGUAGUCGUCGACUUAGCGUCCUGUAUGUGUAAAGGUCUCAAUGAAAACGUUAAAAUUUAGACAGUAAUAAUCAAAUAUAUAUAAAUAUAUAUAUAUAUGCGUCGCGAUAUGUUUAUUUUUUUUACAUGCACAUUAAAAUCCCCACGCAUAUGUAAUUGUUGAAUUGUUGCCUCAAGAUGCAUUUGUUCACGUAAAAAGAAUGUAUAUUGUAAGUCCCUCCACUCGCUGCUUAAAUCUACUUGUAGAUGAUCAGACUGGGCAAAUGGGAAAAGCGCCUUCGAUUGCUUUUGUGAGUGACCUGAGCAAGUAUUCAAGAAUUGCUACGAGCGAGCAGCGGACGUCUCAAGAAUGAAGAUGACUGAAGCCACACGCCUUCUAGCGGAUACCACUAAUUUUGCUUGGAGUGAUGCAGUCGCUAUAGCAACCAAAGUUUCCUGGGUAACUCCCCCCUCCUCUUUUCGUCCUCAUGUUGCCAUGGCAUCUAUUUCUGUUUCCACAGCAACCUUCCAGAUGGUUCCGAAGGCUGCAAAAAAAAAAAAAGGCUGCUGAAAUGAUAAAACGCACAGUGAAAUCUUAAGUCUCCACAGGCAACAAUGAGAAAUGAAUGCAACUGUAUUUGGCAGGAUACACGGGCAUACCAAUCAUCUAUAUAAGGGUGUUACAAGUGCUCAGUUUUAAGUUACCCUAUCAAACCAGCUUGUGAAAUUAAAGUUGGAAGAAAAACAGGAACAAAAAAUCAAAUCAGAUAUUAAAGAGUAAGCCCAAGAAAAACAGCAAGCCAUUAAGAAAAGUUUCACAAUACCCAACAGCAGAUUCCAAACUGUUACAAUGAAAUUGAUUCUGAUAAUAAAACUAAAGAAACGGGAUAUGCCCUUCAUUACAAGAUAUGAUAAUGCCACAGAAGGAAACAAUGUGACUGAAGCCAUUUGCCAAAGCACAAAAUGAACAGUGAGGCUCGAUAAGAAAUGAUGGAAAUAAGCUGGCUGCUUUACACCAAUAAAUCACCAGAGGCUGCCCUUCUCCGUCAGAUAUCAAAGCAUGAGAUCUGAUUUUGAGCCCAACAUUUAUGCAAUCAACACUUUGUUCAGUGAGAAAUCCUACUGAUAGAGGUUUUGGAAAGGGGUAGAUGUAAUGUUGAACCACCUGGCUUUCAACGUCAUGCUCUAUUGCAGACAUUUACCCCCCUGUCACCAUUCUAAAAAAAAUAAUAACUUCUUCCAACUUGGCAGCUGGAGAAAAGCAGGAUACAUCCUAGAUAAUAUCAGCCGUGGCAGCACAUCUCAUGGUGCCUGUUAUAGACAUUGAGAAGUGAAACCGGCCACCACCACACUAAAACUGUUGAGCCUAUGAGAACUUGAGAGCCAACAUCACUGGAACAAUGACAAGAGAUGCUGUGGUGUUGGGUGUCACAUCAGCACCACUCUGUCAGUCUUUGCAGGUCUGAACUUGUGAAAGCUCUUUAGCGCUCUUUGAAGGAUGACAAAGUUCAUUAGGCACAGGGCCUUCAUCUAUGGUUGUAACUGCAACACUUCCUGAUCAAAUAUGUACCAAAUGUGAAUAUUUUUGGUUAAAUGUAUUUAUUUGUUUAGAAUUGUAUGUAUGUAUGUAUUUAUUAUUUACUUUAUAAUUGUUUGUAUGUAAGUAUUUAUUUAUUUAUUUUGUGUUUAUUUAUUUCAUUCAUUCUUUUCUAAUUUUCUCUUUUCUUUUUGAGAAGCUGGAAUGAUGCAUUGGCUACCAGUCUUCUCACUCGACUAACAGCGGGGUAUUUGAGCAAAAGCCGCAUUUUGAGCAUAUCUGUAAUAUACCAUGACUGUUCUGUACAGAAUCAAAGUACUCUUUGAGUUGUGCAUCCUCUGAAGAGGCCUACUGGGACAAAGCAAUAGCCCUAACCCAGUAGCCAAGCUCUGCUGUAAAUGUAGACAGAAAAUAUGCCGAGAACCUCAAGCUAAGAAGAAAAAAAAAAAGGGUUGCCUUCUGUAAAUCUUUGUCAUGCAUUCAUUCAUCCUGAUUAUUUUAUAUCUAUUUUCUAUUGUUGAAGAUAUAAGAUUUUAUUGUUAAACUCCAAACAGGUUGGAGUUCUGAUUGGAAGCUUUAUUUUUUAUUUAUUUUUUUUUAAAGGGACGCUAGGGAAAGUGUGAAUAAUGAAAAUACAUUCAGAUCACUAAAGAUGCCUUUUGCCAAAUAUC